UUCGGCGACGACGGGUGGAUGGAGACAUCUUUCUGUUCAGUAUAUCAUCAUCUGUACGGUCGGAGAUUCCCUCUCCAAUCUCCGGCCGUCCGAUCAGAUCAACCCGAUCUCACGAUGAACGAUUUUGACAUGGGUACGGAAGAGCAGGAGGCUGGACGAAUCAUCUGGUGUCCACCAGAAGAUGAGAAUGUACGAUUAGCUUUAUUGGCUGCUAGAGCACGAGUUCACGACAUUCCCGCCCCUCCCACACAAUCAACAACAUCAGCAAAAGCUCUUGUAACUAGAGCUCAGCAAGUCGAAGGAUCAUCUGGCUCGAGCUCUAGUCUCGGAAUCUGCAGAAGGAACGCAAGGCGGCAUCGAUCAUUGUCUUCCGCUACCUCUGGGCGAACAUCCGCCUCGCCACGGCUAGGUCCUUCAAGAUCUCUAGCAGAACCGUAUCCGAGUUUGAACUCGACGCACGCUGGACAAGCACUGGCUACGAGCGCUACGAAUCAGGAUUCUCCGGAUCGUUCUACACUCAGUACUUCCACUUCGACCUCCUCUACAGCCGGCUCGAGCCGCUUGGAGAUCCUGCUGAACCUCGUACAAGCGAAUUCGGUUUCACGUGUGGAGAGACGCGCUCAGCGGCAGAGAAGCAUGGAGGUCGCUCAGAAGGCGAACGAGCAGAUGAGACGGCAAGCUUUUGAGAAAGGCCUUUUACAGCGACGAGAGGAUCAUGUACGGCGGCCAUAUCAUGACGAGGAUGAUCCUCGGACCGGCUUCGAGGUUGCCGCUCGAGGCAGUUCCGAAGAACCCCGGUCAAGAACACCGACCAAUAUCGACGCCCGGAAGACCACCUUGCAGCCGACGCGAUCCCUUCCUAUCAUCUCUGAACUCCCGUCGAUCGUUACCAAACCCCCAAUACACCAGCCACCACCUGCCAUCAGGUCGCCGGAGAACCGGUCUUCGCAGCAAUCAUGGGCCGGAGGAGUCAAGCCUUGCGGGCUGAGGGGAGGCGGGAUCCCGCGCGGCCGCAGUGUAGGAGCUGUAUCAUCUGGAGGAGAUGGGGUUGGACAAAGAGCCGGUAAAGAUAGCGCAGAGUCGAGCCCUGCAGCUCCUCGUUUGUGCAGGCCUUUCAAAGCUCCCACGAUGAUGAACCGAAGACCGAUAGUCCAGGAUCAAAACUCGAUGGAGGUCGAACCAGAUCGAAAACGAUCGAAUACGUGCUCGGUCCGAGGCGUUGCUGCGGCGGUCAUAACAAAGAGCGCUGCCGAAGCUCGAUUUCCUCAAAGACCUCCACCUCAGCCUCUCGCUGAUCGAUCCCGCCAUCUCAAUUCGAACAAUACAUCCACUUCCACAUCGACCUCUACAUUAGCAAGCACCACGUGCGAAGCAACGGACACGGGAAACGAUUCUUUUGACGAUGAUACUGCCGAUAUGGAGGGCUUGCUGAUGGAAGGCGGGGAAGAAGUCGAAGCCCUGUUACGAGCGUGUGACGGAGCCUUAUCAUGA
Messenger RNA from Filobasidium floriforme, 1491 nucleotides. RefSeq lists its product as uncharacterized. The transcript is spliced from 3 exons. The record is from RefSeq and is a predicted model, not a curated record. Lineage: Eukaryota; Fungi; Basidiomycota; Tremellomycetes; Filobasidiales; Filobasidiaceae. The coding region runs from base 19 to 1491 and encodes 490 amino acids.